Molecule: messenger RNA, 3126 nt
Organism: Pseudomyrmex gracilis
Lineage: Eukaryota; Metazoa; Arthropoda; Insecta; Hymenoptera; Formicidae
Product: transmembrane protein adipocyte-associated 1 homolog
Exons: 7
Coding region: 923-2893 (656 amino acids)
Biological process (GO): G protein-coupled receptor signaling pathway
Cellular component (GO): plasma membrane
Molecular function (GO): G protein-coupled receptor activity
Source: RefSeq, a predicted model, not a curated record
CGUAGCACAGAAUAGAACCGCGAGCUGUGGGCACCCAUCGCGACAUGUCGCUUGUGGACGUGGCUGUGUAGUUCCAAUGUGCGCCGCUCAUGUGGACACGCUCUAGUUUGAGGAGCGAAAAAGAUGGAUUACACAUUCUCCUCGUACGGACCUGGCCGCUCUCAGGCUUCUCUCUGACAAAAGUGACCAAUCAAAAUGUUUUUGCGUUUGCUGUUCGUUCGCAAGUGAAUAUCCGGUUUUAAACACGCGUUUACAAGAGACCGAAAACUUUUUUAUUCUUAGAACGACACUUAUCGCGUUCUAAGUAGUGACAUGGGGGACACAUCUUACAAACGCCUUUGAACCAGCCAGCAAUAGAUCGCGUUCUAUGAGAGGAAAAGGAAAACAGCGACUUUUUCAAUAUAAUUACGACUGACAGCGAUGGCAAGAGAACAACACUGAAUAAGCGCAUAGAAAGGGAAGCUCUUUCCUUUAUCGCGACUCGUUUCAAUGCCAGUCAGUGUAUAUACACAUAACGGCGUAUACAUGACACUUGCAUAUGCCCUAGCGUCCGCUCUCGAGUCUGAUCGGUAGAAUGGACACUGGAACGUCGUAGCGAAACGCUUUAAUUAAUGCUCACGCGAGUGAACGAGGGAAGGGCACGAUUUCGAAAGAGGGACAGAGAGAAAACGAGAGAAAGGACGAGAUAGCCGAUCGCGAAUAGGAGAGCGUGAUAGAAGAGAUUAUAUAUCGGAGCGAGUUUGUGGAAAAAAAAAAGUGGACGAGAGAAUUUCUACGUGCGAGUUCUCGUCACGCAUCGAGCGUGUUUGCAUCAGUUAGUUGGAAAAAGCGCGCCGUUCCGCAAGGAAAAAUGAAAGCGUCGUCCUCGCGCUCAUGAAGCUAUAAGAGAGAAGAUCAGGUGUGACAUUCAAGAAGACAGGAGAUGUACGGUGCUGAAAAGGAAGAAGUAUCUGAAAGUUGGAUGCACACAUAUGACUUGAGCAGUACAAUGAUUCCAAAUGUGAGCAGAGCGAUGGAUGAUGAUGAGCAUUUCUGCAAACUCAUUCUAUACAAAGAAAUCGAGGAUUCAAGAGUACGAAUAUGGGACGUCAUUAUCCUAGUACCAAAUCUUUUAUUUCUUCUUUUUAUCGCAAUGAGAUUCAAUCGGGCAAGGCUUAAGUUGCGCGCAACAAGUAGUCCAAUAUUUUUAGCUUUCUAUGGUCUUGUAAUUUGUAAUGUAGUUAUAUCGUUAAUACGAUGCAUAGUAUCAAUGACUGUAAACGCAGCUGCAACAGUGGGUGGCAAAGCUGACAAGAUACUAUGGGUUACAGUGAGAUUUUUUCUACUAUCUACAGAGAUGAGUGUGGUUAUAUUUGGUCUGGCGUUUGGUCAUUUGGACAGUCGCUCUAGUAUUCGUAGAGUACUACUUGCUACGUCGCUUAUAGCGUUGGCAUACACGAUUACACAAGGAACACUAGAAUUAGUUUUGCCGGAUGACACAUUUCAUAUUCCGAGCCGUGAUUUCUACGUGUUUGGCCACGGCGGCAUGAUGUUUUGGUUCUGCAGCAGCCUCGUUUUUACCACGAUAUAUCUCUUUAUAUUAAUACUGCCAUGGACAAGGUUACGGGACCGCCUAGCUCUUCCCACACGGAAAAGCUUUUAUGUUUACGCCGGAACGCUAGCGACACUGGAUCUGGUACAGUCAAUUGGCGCAGGAUUUCUAAACUACACACAGAAUCCGGUAGGAUUGUGCAUUGUAGACUUCACUGCAGCAGUGUAUCUAACUCUUUUUACUCCUUUGGUUUAUCAUACAUUCCUGUCCGAGUUUUUUGGAGUUUCACAACCUUCGAUAAUGUUCUCUUAUAAGGCGCAAGUGGACGACGCGAUGGACGAGGACACGGUAUCGUUACCGCAUCAACAGAGUUUCUCGUCCUUGAAAACCGACAGCGAUUACAUCUAUCAGGUCCAUACACCUUCUAUUCACAUGCCGCUGCAUAAUCCCCAAGCACCGAAAUCGCUUGUUCGUAGAAAGGGAUCUUCUCUUUACUCCUUAACAACCACCAAAGAUCCUAAACACAUCGCUCUCAGCGCAUCACAUCGCUUAGAAUCCGGUAUUAGAAGCUUUGAUACAAGUCUUAUCACGAAAAAAGACACCUCAAAGUUGGCUAAUCAUCCCUUAAGAUCCGCUCAAACAAGCGCGCCGGAUUUACGAUCAAAUUCGAAUCGACAAGUUGUUGCGUACGACGGUUCCAGCAGCGUUUCGAAUUUGUUUUUCCACAGUGAUGUCGCUAAAUAUAAAUUUCUGUACAAGCCGGUAGCGAUAGACAGUAACGUUAAUUUAUACGCUCAAACAAGAAAAAGUAGUCUAGAAAGUACGAUAGAUCAGACAACUGAGAAUAUUUUCCAAGGUUACAGUAGCAGUUCUCCGGAAAUAUUUCAAGUUCCGUUAGAGAGCAGUUUGCAAGUCAUAUUGGAAAGUGGAAAUUAUGAGAUCAAAACAAAAGAUCCUCAAGAUUUGAGAACAAGCGACGUCGAUACCUCGAUCGAAGAGAACGCUUGCGCAAAACCGAGCCAUUUCACAACGCACUUAGACGCCAAGAUGUUUAAAACAUGUUCGGAUGAUGUGUUAUCUAAUGUGUCCCAUACCUCAAACGUUACGCAUGAAUUGCUUUCCAAAUCAAUUCCCUCUCGUACAACCGACGUUUAUAGAAAAGACAAAAGCUAUUCGGAGACGAAGAAGGAAGGAAUAUCGAGCGGUUUGAGUGAUUACUUAUUAGCGAUAACGAAAUCUCGCGGGAAACCUAAAAAACGUUAUGAAACGUCAUCAAUGAGCGAAGCGCAACAAGUUUUGUUUCCCGAUUCUGAUCCUAAAUCCUCUCGAGAUUCAGAUUCCUACAAGCAAACCGAAUCUUAGUCUGUUGAUACAUGUAGUCGGGUUCAUUUGUAAAUAUUAUAUUUAAUGUUUCAGGUGUUAUGUUGAUUAAUAUUUCGUUAAUUAUUAAUCCCCCUAUAUAAUAUGCACUAUAACGUAUAUGCAUUAUAACGUAUGUGGUGAGAUGGUACCAUUUGAGAGCUUUAUUUAACUGUAAAUAUCACAGCAUGUUUUUAGACGUUAUCUUGCAAUAUUAAACUCUUUUAUGUAGUCGA